AGCAUCCAAACGACCCCCUAAAAGUUACCUGCAAUAUGAAACUGAAAAAGAAAGUACAUAGGUGAAUUGAUUUUCUUGUAAAAACGCCAAGGAAUAUAUCGCCUUUUGGAGCCGAAUGCGAAACUCGUUUUACUUUUCUCGAGAAUUAACAACACUGUAAGCUGAAGAGUAAGGGAAACAACAAUGAUGAUCUUGUUUUUGAUAUUCCUUGCUAUCUUCAUAGCUUUCUUCAUCAAGUUCCUCACUGCUGAUGCGGACUUUACAUUACUCUCCAAAGGGAAUGUCAAACGCGAAGAAAUCGAAGAUAAGGUUAUUUGGGUUACCGGAGCUAGUCGCGGAAUAGGGGAGAUUCUUGCCAAACAGCUUGCAAGUUUAGGGGCUAAGCUCAUUAUAUCUGCUAGAAAUGAAGCUGAGCUACAGCGUGUCAAGCAACAACUUAUAGGAAAAUAUGCACCAAGAGAUGUGAUGAUUUUACCACUGGACUUGACAUCCGGGGAGGAAAGUCUGAGAGUCGCUGUAGAGAAAGCUGAAUCAUUUUUCGAUGCAGCUGGAGUGGAUUAUAUGAUUCACAAUGCAGCCUAUGAGCGACCAAAAUCUACAGCAUUGGAUGUGACAGAAGAAACUCUCAAGGCAACGUUAGAUGUGAAUGUUGUGGGCCCCAUAUCGCUGACGCGGAUGCUUGUACCUUACAUGCUGAAGCGGGGAAGAGGACAUCUUGUUGUGAUGAGCAGUGCAGCAGGAAAGACUCCUGCACCAGGUCAGGCAGCGUACUCAGCUUCCAAAUUUGCAGUAAAUGGGUAUUUCCACACCUUGCGUUCCGAGCUCUGUCGUAAAGGAAUCAAGGUCACGGUAGUUUGCCCAGGGCCUGUAGAAACUCCCAAUUCAAGAACUGGUUCAACUGAGCGGCGUGUAUCAUCAGAGAGGUGUGCAGAGCUGACAAUUAUUGCUGCUAGCCAUGGUAUCAAGGAAGCUUGGAUAUCUUAUCAGCCUGUGCUUGCUGUUAUGUAUUUGGUGCAGUAUAUGCCAACGGUUGGCUAUUGGCUUAUGGACAAGAUUGGCGCAAAACGUGUGGAAGCUGCUGCACAGAAAGGCAACACAUACUCCGUCAACUUGCUCUUUGACAAAAAGAAGGAAAGCUAAAAGUCAUGUUGGCAAUGAGAAUCAUGUUUUCAGCGUUCUUUCUCCGUUUUCUCAAAUAUACCACCCCACCCCCACCCAGUCCCCCACAAACCACAUAUGUUCCUCGUUGAAGGAGUUGAUUUGGAACUUAGAGAAAUGCAUCUGAUAAUGAGCACCGUUUUACUUGCUCUCUGUUAUUCGCUAGUCUCUAAAAGCGUUACUUCUCUUGGUCAGUCGACAGUCAGGCUAUAUGCAAAUGUGCGAAAGAAUGAGAGUAAUUUAUGCUUAAUGUUUUGAACGUCAUAUUCAUCAAGUCUAAUGUGUAAUCAUUUUGAGAUGUGGCUCCUUUUUGCAAUUGAUCGUGGGAGUUGAUAACAAUCCUAGUCUUGUCAUAGCUUUUACACGUGAAAGUAACUUGCAGAAUUCCUAUAAAUUAAAGAGAAAUUUACGUAAA
This is a messenger RNA of Nicotiana attenuata, 1573 nucleotides long. Its product is annotated as dehydrogenase/reductase SDR family member 7. The transcript has 12 exons. Lineage: Eukaryota; Viridiplantae; Streptophyta; Magnoliopsida; Solanales; Solanaceae. Gene Ontology annotation, molecular function: oxidoreductase activity. Gene Ontology annotation, cellular component: membrane. The record is from RefSeq and is a predicted model, not a curated record. Bases 184 to 1140 code for a protein of 318 amino acids.